Messenger RNA from Gossypium arboreum, 2381 nucleotides. RefSeq names its product transmembrane 9 superfamily member 4-like. The transcript has 7 exons. Gene Ontology annotation, cellular component: membrane. The record is from RefSeq and is a predicted model, not a curated record. Bases 223 to 2001 code for a protein of 592 amino acids. Lineage: Eukaryota; Viridiplantae; Streptophyta; Magnoliopsida; Malvales; Malvaceae. Gene Ontology annotation, biological process: protein localization to membrane.
ACUUUUUAAAAAAAAUUUAUCCGAAAAGGAAUAGAAAACACACCUUACCAAAAGAGGUUUGAAGUGCUUCACGCUACUCGAAGCGCUUGGUUUUUGGCUUUUGGAUUUGAUGAAUCAAAAUCAAUGCUAUUUGCCGACUGCUAUUGGUAUCGUCGCUUUGAACUGGUUUAGCAUAAAGUUUUUUUCUUUUUUUAGAUACCUCUGCAUCUGCUGCAGUCGUCAAUGGAGAGAAUAAGGGCGUGUUUGCUUGCCUUGACAGUCGUGGUCGUAUGCGGCGUAGCGCAGGUCAGAUCCAGUGCUUCUGAUCAUCGUUACACAGCUGGAGAUGAAGUUCCUCUCUAUGCUAAUAAAGUGGGUCCGUUCCACAAUCCCAGUGAGACAUACCGUUUUUUCGAUUUUCCGUUUUGUUCCUCAGCUCCCGUGAAGGAGAAGAAGGAAGCUUUAGGUGAAGUCUUGAAUGGCGAUCGGCUAGUGAGUGCUCCUUACAGACUUGACUUUUUGGGUAACAAGGAGGCUGAAGUUGCUUGCAAAAGGAAGCUGACAAAGGAAGAAGUUGCCAAGUUCAGAACGGCCGUUUCUAAAGACUAUUACUUCCAAAUGUAUUACGACGACCUUCCCAUUUGGGGCUUCUUAGGGAAAGUUGAUAAGGAAGGCAAGGCUGAUCCAAGCGAGUAUAAGUAUUAUCUCUUUAAGCAUCUGAUAUUCGAAAUCCUUUACAAUAAGGAUCGCGUGAUUGAGAUUACUGUUCGAUCUGAUCCCAACGCCCUUGUGGACCUCACGCAAGAUGAACCUGUAAAUGUUGAUUUCAUGUACACUGUCAAAUGGAAGGAAACUGAGACUCCCUUCGAGAAGCGGAUGGACAAAUACUCAGAGUCUUCUUCGAUGCCACACCACUUGGAAAUCCAUUGGUUCUCAAUCAUCAAUUCUUGUGUAACCGUUCUGUUACUGACUGGUUUCCUUGCUACCAUUCUAAUGCGAGUUCUGAAGAAUGAUUUUGUUAAGUAUGCACAUGAUGAAGAAUCUGCAGAUGACCAAGAGGAGACUGGGUGGAAGUACAUUCAUGGUGAUGUGUUCAGGUACCCAAAGCACAAGUCUUUGUUUUCAGCGGCUCUUGGUUCUGGCACUCAGCUCUUUACUCUUACAAGUUUUAUAUUUAUACUCGCUCUUGUUGGGGUCUUUUAUCCAUAUAAUCGAGGAGCCUUAUUCACUGCUCUGGUUGUCAUUUAUGCCCUUACAUCUGGAAUUGCUGGCUACACUGCUGCCUCUUUCUAUUGCCAACUUGAAGGAACAAAUUGGGUUAGAAACUUACUACUGACCGGAAGCUUGUUCUGUGGGCCUCUUUUUGUUACAUUUUGCUUUCUUAACACUGUCGCAAUUGCUUAUAAGGCCACUGCAGCAUUGCCAUUUGGAACCAUUGUGGUUAUUUUUCUCAUAUGGGCUCUGGUCACAUCUCCUUUAUUAAUAUUAGGAGGUAUUGCUGGAAAGAAUACCAAGGCAGAGUUUCAAGCACCUUGCCGCACUACAAAAUAUCCUAGAGAGAUCCCGCCAUUGCCUUGGUACCGACAAACUCUUCCUCAGAUGGCAAUGGCAGGGUUCUUGCCAUUCAGUGCCAUCUAUAUUGAACUUUACUACAUAUUUUCCAGUGUGUGGGGACAUAGGAUCUACACCAUAUACAGCAUCCUGUUUAUUGUUUUUAUCAUUCUCUUGAUUGUCACUGCUUUUGUCACCGUGGCUAUGACUUAUUUUCAACUUGCUGCUGAAGACCAUGAGUGGUGGUGGAGGUCCUUCCUUUGUGGUGGGUCUACCGGGUUGUUCAUAUAUGCCUACUGUUUAUAUUAUUACAAUGCACGAUCAGACAUGUCAGGCUUCAUGCAAACCUCAUUCUUCUUUGGCUACAUGGCUUGCAUUUGCUAUGGCUUCUUCCUGAUGCUUGGGGCUAUAGGCUUCCGUGCAUCUCUGUUCUUUGUUCGUCACAUUUACCGCUCUAUCAAAUGUGAAUAGAAAUUGGAUAGUAUUCCCUAUUACAGCAAGUGGGCGUAUGAUGUAUAUAUCCAAUGGGAAGCAAUUGAGUAGUUUGGAAGAUUUUAUGAUGAUUGCCAGCGUCUUUCAUAUUACAGGAGCAGAUUGGGAGAAACUGCUUCAGACCAGCUAUGGUAGCGGCAUAUGUGGAUGCGGUAGAGCUAUUAUUGCAGUGUAAUAUGAAAUAUGAAUCAUCUAAACCUUGUUUCUUUAGGACUGCCAGAGGAUGCCAAUUGAAAAUUGUAAAAACUAUAAAAAUGAGAAUUUCUUGUUUAUGGGUUUUUUCUGUUGGGUGAGAAUCAUGUUGAUCAGGAUGCUUUGCGAAUAGCUGUGUUAUGGUUUCUUAGCUCUAAAUUCAACAA